AUGAUCCUCCCCAAGGCCUUCGCGGCCCUUUUCGCAGGCGUCGGUCUCUUAUUACAGCCCACAACAGCACACUCGGUACAACGGAAUGCCCUAUCAUACGUGACACGCAUCGACGAAGCCGUCAUCCACUCGCCGUCGCAUCGAGUAACUGCGCUCUCGUCGUUUGAACUCACCUUCCGCCUCCACGAUGGGCGGCAAAAGAUCCGCCUCUCGCUCGAGCCGAACCACGACAUCUUUGGGGAGGGCGCCACGAUCCAGCGCGUCGGCGCCGACGGUAGGAUACACAGCACCGAACCCAUCAACAGGCUAGACCACAAGAUAUUCAAGGGCAGCGCCUUGAUACAGCACGAGGGCCAUUCCGAGUGGACAAAUGCUGGCUGGGCCCGGAUCAACGUGCACCGCGACGGCGACAAGCCCAUCUUCGAGGGCGCUUUCAGGAUAGACGGAGACCACCACCACGUGCAGACGAACACCAACUACCUGCAGACGAUCGUUUUCGGAGACCCGCAUGUCGACAGCUCGGUGAGCGAGGGCGAGUACAUGGUUGUAUGGCGAGACUCUGACAUCUCGGUACCGGACUUCGACAGGGAUCUGAAGCGCGACCUUGACAGCAGGAGCAGUGCGAGCUGCCAAUCCGACGGGCUGGAGUACAACCUGGACAACGCCAACGUCCUUUACCGCGGCAUGGAGACGCGCGAUUUGUUCGGGCGCCAGAUCGACACGACGCCGGGGGGUAAUGGUGCGGGCGUCAACCUGGCGAGCACGAUAGGAUCGACUGCCGGAUGCCCGUCGACGAGGAAGGUCGCCCUGGUCGGCAUCGCCGCCGACUGCAACUACAGGUCGCAGUUUAGCUCUGAGAACGCGACGAGAACCAACAUCAUCCAGCAGGUCAACUCGGCUUCCCAGCUCUACGAGAACACGUUCAACAUUUCGCUCGGCAUUCAUAACCUGACUAUCAGCGAGAAGGAUUGCCCCAGCCAGGCGGCGCCGUCGGCCCCCUGGAACGUCGGCUGCAGCGGCUCCACUAGCAUCUCAGACCGCCUCAACCUGUUCUCGGCCUGGCGUGGACAGUCCAAGGACAACAAUGCGUACUGGACCCUGCUGUCAACGUGCAACACGGGCGCUGCCGUUGGCCUGGCGUGGCUCGGCCAGGUCUGCCAGGAGGGCGCGCAGACGUCGGCUAAUGAGACUAUUGCGGCCGCGAACGUCGUUGUCCGCACGUCGACUGAGUGGCUGGUCUUUGCUCACGAGACGGGUCACACGUUCGGCGCAGUCCACGACUGCACAGUCUCGGCGUGUAAUGACGGCCUCCAGACGAAACAGCAAUGUUGCCCGCUGUCUAGCAGUACCUGCGACGCAGGCUCCCGGUUCAUCAUGAAUCCCUCGACAGGGAGCGGCAUCACGAACUUCUCCCCGUGCAGCAUCGGCAACAUCUGCAGCUUCCUUGGUCGCAGCAGCGGCAAGAUCAACUGCCUGGCCAACAACAAGGACGUGACCAUCAUCACGGGCAGCCAGUGCGGCAACGGCAUUGUCGAGAGCGGCGAAGACUGCGACUGCGGCGGCGAUAGCGGUUGCGCAGGCAACCCGUGCUGCGACGCCAACACGUGCAAGUUCACUACUAACAGCAAAUGUGACCCGUCCAACGAGGACUGCUGCACCAGCCAGUGCCAGUUCUCGAGCGCCGGGUCCGUCUGCCGCCCCAGCACCGGCUCGUGCGAUCCCCAGGAAGUCUGCUCGGGCACCACGCCGACGUGCCCUCCCGACCAGAACUCCCCCGACGGCGACAGCUGUGGUACCUCGGGUGCCGGGCUCCAGUGCGCCUCUGGCCAGUGCACAUCGCGCGACCUUCAAUGCAAGACGCUCAUGGGCAGCCUGACUACGAGCAACGACACGUACUCGUGCACGCCGCCCGGCACCAUCGAAGGCUGUGUGCUCCAGUGCUCUUCGCCCCAGUUCGGCGCUAACCAGUGCUACUCGAUGAACCAGUACUUCCUCGACGGCACCCCCUGCGACAGCGGCGGCAGGUGCUCCAACGGCAACUGCCAGGGCGCGAGCCUCGGCAACCAGAUCCUGAACUGGUUCAGAGACAACAAGAACAUCGUCAUCCCCGUCGCGAGCGUCAUUGGUGGCCUGAUCAUCAUCGCCCUCGUCUCGUGCUGCUGGAGCUCGUGCCGCCGCCGCUCGCGCCGCGCACAGAUUCCCAAGCCGCCAUCCCCAGCCUGGAGCGGCCAGGGCUACGGCUACGGCCGCGCGCCGCCCCCGCCGCAGGCCAUGAGAGGCGCCGCCGGCACCCCGGUACUACAGCAGCAGCAGCAUCCGGGCCAGAGGCCGCAGUCGUACGCGAACAUGCCAUCGCCUUUACCGUACCCGGGACAAGGCCCGCAGCAACCGCCGCGGCAAAAUGGGCCGUGGGAACCAUUGAGGACGAGAAGUUUCCGAUAUGCGUAG
Molecule: messenger RNA, 2448 nt
Organism: Lasiosphaeria miniovina
Lineage: Eukaryota; Fungi; Ascomycota; Sordariomycetes; Sordariales; Lasiosphaeriaceae
Product: Metallo-peptidase family M12-domain-containing protein
Exons: 2
Coding region: 1-2448 (815 amino acids)
Biological process (GO): proteolysis
Molecular function (GO): metalloendopeptidase activity
Source: RefSeq, a predicted model, not a curated record